Molecule: messenger RNA, 321 nt
Organism: Staurois parvus
Lineage: Eukaryota; Metazoa; Chordata; Amphibia; Anura; Ranidae
Source: the annotation of a GenBank genome assembly
UGAUUUUGCAUUUCCGGGAUCUCCGAUAGGGAGGAGAACUGUUUUGUUUACAAACAGUUCUCCUCCCUGUCAGCUUGGGUACACUGCUUUGGAUGGCUGCAGUGUGAUUGCAGUGAAGCACAGUCACCACCCCCUAGUAAAACACUCCCAGCACACUUAACCCUUUGAUCACCCCUCAUGUUAACCCCAUCCUGCCCAGUGCCAUUAGUACAGUUUCAGUGCUUUUUAUUAGCACUGAUCACUGUAUUGGUGUCACUGGGGUUGUCAGUGACACCAAUUCAGUUCCCCCCAGUGUCAGAAUACCCGCCGCAGUCCCGCUAU